This is a messenger RNA of Linum tenue, 126 nucleotides long. NCBI's taxonomy places the organism in Eukaryota, Viridiplantae, Streptophyta, Magnoliopsida, Malpighiales, Linaceae. The record is from the annotation of a GenBank genome assembly.
AUGUUAUCCGUUAUUUGGCAUUACAAGGGGUUUGUUUUAGAGGUCGGGAUGAGACUCUUGAUUCAAAGAAUCCUUGGAACUUUAUUCAGCUACUCAAAUACACACGUUUUUAUAGUGAAGAAGUAA